Messenger RNA from Toxorhynchites rutilus septentrionalis, 1964 nucleotides. It is a transcript of the gene RhoL, whose product is annotated as ras-like GTP-binding protein RhoL. Gene Ontology annotation, molecular function: GTPase activity; GTP binding. Gene Ontology annotation, biological process: small GTPase-mediated signal transduction. The record is from RefSeq and is a predicted model, not a curated record. Bases 1039 to 1599 code for a protein of 186 amino acids. The transcript has 5 exons. NCBI's taxonomy places the organism in Eukaryota, Metazoa, Arthropoda, Insecta, Diptera, Culicidae.
CGUUUGAUUUCACUUGUAGGAAGCGGCCUGUUCAGUGUUGAUCGAGUAGUGAAUGCGUGUUGUGAAACUGGUUGGCACGCGUGUCAGAGUUUAUCUUCGUGAGGGGCGUAUGUGCAAGAGUAAAAAUAACUAUCGCAUCAAUGAUCGUCAUCAUCGUCAUGUUACCUUCCGGUGUUAGAAUUUGUUUAUGUUGAACGAGGAAAGGACGGAUUGACCAUCAUGUCUACCGAGUGAACGAAGUGAUGUUUGUAAUUUCGGUGUUUCACCAACAUGUGUGCAGUCUAAACGAGUUGAAGUAAUUUAGAUGUUAAAUCCUCACUGCUGCUGACAUUAGCACUUUUUUGCUUCAACAUUCAACAAUGUGUAUAGAGUGACUUAAUCAGUCGUCGUCUCAGGACGUUGUUCAGAAAUGAUUUACGCCUCGAGUUGCGCUUCUACAGUUCUGCUUGUGUUAGUGCUUAUCUAUAGUGAGAAAUAACGCUGACACAAACAACUUCAAGUGGAGAAAGAAAAGAAAUAUCACACAUCAAGUGAUAAAGUUCCUUAUCAGCGGAAAAAUACGAAUAAUUCAGUUUCGUCUUCAAUGCUGCUUCUAGUCGUUGUCGCCAUCGGGCAGAGUUGUUGGUGUUCGCAGUAGACGAUAUAAGUUGCAGUGCUAUAUUUGGAAUAUGUGAGUAGCGACAAAGUAACACACCUCAAUUGGUUUCGAAUCUACAGUGAAGAAAUUAAGAUUAGUUCGCGAAAAAGCUGCCAUUUUUCACAGUGUUUUAGAUGAAUUUUAAAUUCGACGCAAACUGCAUCUUUUAUCGUGAUAAUGGCUGCAUGGAAAACUUAGUCGCUUGAGAGAGGUUAACUUCAUGGUGGACUUUCCAACGGUUAUUCGGAACAGUAAGACAGUCGCAUAUCUUGGUGGUAAACUGACCGAAACUCCACGGAGAGAAAGUUUUAUACUGAGUGGAUAAAAAAAUUGGAUUAUAUCACAUAAGGCUGAUAGUACAACGUUGGUUGAUCACGAGGCAUAUAGAGAUCGACAUCAAAAUGACCAUGGGCAACAUGCGACCGCUGAAGAUUACCACCGUCGGCGACGGAAUGGUUGGUAAAACGUGCCUAUUAAUUACGUACACUCAGAACGAAUUCCCCAGUGAAUAUGUUCCAACAGUUUUCGAUAACCACGCCUGCAACAUCAACGUGGACGAAAAAGAAUAUGCCCUCACUUUAUGGGACACUGCUGGUCAAGAGGAUUAUGAAAGACUACGACCGCUCAGCUAUCCAAACACCGAUUGUUUUCUCAUAUGUUACUCCAUAUCUAGCAAAACAUCUUUCGAUAAUGUGCUUUCAAAAUGGUACCCCGAGAUAAGACAUUUUGCACCAAAUGUUCCAAUAGUGCUCGUAGGUACAAAAAGCGACUUGAGAGUACAAGGAUCAGAAAAGUUUGUCACUACUGCGGAGGGAAAGAAACUAAAGCACAAAAUCAAAGCCUAUUCCUUGGUCGAAUGUUCCGCAAAGAAAAAGCUGAACCUCGGAGAUGUGUUCGACGAAGCUGUCCGAGCGGUGGAAAAAAAGCCACAUACCAAACCGCGGGUUUGCACCAUACUGUAGUAUCAUUCGAUGCUUUAGAUUUUAUUUUGUUAUAGAUUAUUAUUGCAAGACUGAGGCCAGUGAUGAUAGGAGAUAUUCUGUAAGGACAGAUACUCCAGGGUUAUCCUCUCCUCAAUUUGAAAUUACUGUAGAUCAAGUUAUCUUUGAGCUUACCCUGAAAUGAAAAAGAAGAAAAGUAUUUAUAUAUUUCCUACCAAUGAAGUAUUGUGUAUAUUGAAAUAGUAAAAUCUAGCAAAAGGAUGAUAAAAUUUAUCCAAAUAUUGCAGAUAUUUUCAUAUUCGUUAGCUAGUCAUACUAAUUUUGUAAAAAAAAUUAUUGGAAAAAUAUUGUAAAAUAUAGUGAACAUAAGUACAUUGGUUGCCUUA